Molecule: messenger RNA, 741 nt
Organism: Eimeria necatrix
Lineage: Eukaryota; Apicomplexa; Conoidasida; Eucoccidiorida; Eimeriidae
Exons: 2
Coding region: 1-741 (246 amino acids)
Molecular function (GO): RNA binding
Source: RefSeq, a predicted model, not a curated record
AUGGCCGUCGCCGACAAAGCCCCCACUUGGCGUCUUCUCUACGGCGAAGAGCCGCAGUUUGUUCGCCCGGAGACUCGCGUGUACUUGGCGGGCAUUCCGACCUGCUUGACAGAAGCGGACCUGGAGCACCGGCUGCGGGCAAUUUACGGGCCCGUGCAGAUUUAUGUUUAUAUGAGAGCUGAAAACAACAGUGGUUAUGCUUGGGUAGGGUUUAGAGGCGAAGAGAGUGUGAGGAGGGCCAUCAGUCUUGCUGCAGAGCAGCAGCAGCAGCAGCAGCAGCAGCAGCAGCAGGAGCAGCAGCAGCUCAAGGCCGGCAUCCAGGGGCCCCGCAAGGGCGUCCAGGAGGGUACCCAGGGGCCCCAGAAGGGCCCCCGGGGGGGCCCCCAAGAGGGGCCCCUCAAGGGCGGCCUGGGGGGCCCCCAGGAGGGGCCCCUAAAGGGUCUUGAGAAGCCCCAGGGGCCCCCCGGGGGCCCCCGCGAGGCAGGGGGAGAGGCCCCUGCGGCGAAGGGGGCGGGAGACGGUGACGCAGCAGCAGCAGCAGCAGCUGCUGCUGCUGCUGCUGCUGCUUCCUCCGAAGAACUGGCGGAGAAGCUGCAGCAGAAGAUUGCGAAGCAGGGGCAGGGGGAGCAGCAGAAGCAGCAAAAAGAAAAAAUAAAAGAUUUAAAAAGUGAAGUUGAAAAAGCCAAAGUUCCCCUCGCAAAGGAAAGCCCCAGAACUGCACAAGCAGGGGGCAAGGCUUGA